This is a messenger RNA of Marmota monax (woodchuck), 477 nucleotides long. RefSeq names its product olfactory receptor 10G4-like. Gene Ontology annotation, molecular function: G protein-coupled receptor activity. The record is from RefSeq and is a predicted model, not a curated record. Gene Ontology annotation, biological process: G protein-coupled receptor signaling pathway. Gene Ontology annotation, cellular component: membrane. Bases 1 to 477 code for a protein of 158 amino acids. Lineage: Eukaryota; Metazoa; Chordata; Mammalia; Rodentia; Sciuridae. The transcript has a single exon.
AUGUCAAACAGGAGCCUUGUGACAACGUUCUUCCUCACGGGACUUCCCCAUGCUCCAGCGCUGGACACCAUGCUCUUUGGCCUCUUCCUGGUCAUUUACAUUCUCACUGUGCUGGGGAACCUCCUCAUCCUGCUGGUGAUCAGGGUGGAUUCCCACCUCCACACCCCCAUGUACUACUUCCUCACCAACCUGUCCUUCAUUGACAUGUGGUUCUCCACUGUCACAGUGCCCAAAAUGCUGAUGACCCUGGCCACCCCGGGUGGUGGGGCCAUCUCCUUCCAUAGCUGUGUGGCCCAGCUCUAUUCCUUCCACUUCCUGGGGAGCACCGAGUGUUUCCUCUACACUGUCAUGUCCUAUGAUCGCUACCUGGCCAUCAGUUACCCGCUCAGGUACUCCAGCAUGAUGAGGGGGAGAGUGUGUGCCCUCCUGGCCGCGGGCACUUUUGUUUCUUUGUGCCUUGUGUUUUCAUCUACCUGA